Blepharisma stoltei is the source of this 892-nucleotide messenger RNA. Lineage: Eukaryota; Ciliophora; Heterotrichea; Heterotrichida; Blepharismidae. The record is from the annotation of a GenBank genome assembly.
AUGGAUCUAGACUUACUUAAAGAAAACCUCUAUAUGUCCUUAGAAGAUUCAAGGGAUGACUCUAUAAAGCUUUCAAUUCUCAAGUGCUUCUACAUACAAUUAGUUAAAUAUCGCGUAUCCAGAAGACCAACCAAAUCUAUUUUAUUUACAGAUAUCCCUGAAUUAUAUCGUCGAUCAUUUAAAUCUAACCGAAACAGCCGAAAUUUCAAUAAUUGCAGCUCGCCACCACUAAUGCAAGCUUUAUCUGACCCUUUCAAGCGCACCAGCUCAGACGAAAUAAAGCUAGGAUUGAAUAGCCUUGACGAUAUAGGCUGAAAACAGAAAAAUAAAUUAUGUAAAUCAUAAUCAGACAGUGAUGAAGAAUAUGAUUUAAUCAGGAAAAACUUUUUAUUCUUGUUUUCUAUCCACCGCACUCAAGAAGGCGCAAGAGUGCAUAAUGGAACUCAUGAAAUACACAAGUCGAAUAUUAAACAAUUUUUUCUGGACUGCUCAAUAUCGUCGUUGCGGAUGCUAGAUAUAGCAAUGUGCAAUAUUCAAGAUACUUUAUGAGUCAAUUUAUCUGAUUUCACUAGGUGUAUAGAGGAGUUCCAGAAGUUUAUCAUGGAAUACUCAACUAUUUUAGCGCAAGAUCCUGUUUUCAGGGCCAAUAUCACGAUGCAGCUUCUUUUAUGUAAUUAUAAACUUAGUCUUCUUUCGAUUUGUCGAUAUCCGCAGAAGAAAUUUAUUAGACAAAGUAGGCCUUGAAAUAGCUUUAAGUAUGGCGUCAAAGAAAAAACGCAGCAAAACUAAUUUUACUGACCUUGUAAACUUUUCAUUUUCAAAAGUUGAAGAAAUUACUGGAGAACCCAAAAUUGAGAUUUCCUUUGAAGAAUUUGAACAAGCUUUACAAUAA